AUGGCCGAGGCUUCCUCGGCGGCGCGGCCGGCGCGGCGGCCCAAGGACGUGCCGCGGCACGUGUGGGCCCGCGAGCGGCGGCGGAGCGCGGGUACGGGCCUGGCGAGCCCCAACACCGUGUACGUGCAGGUGGUGGCGGCCGGAAGCCGCGACGCGGGAGCUUCGGUGUACGUCUUCUCCGAGUUCAACCGGUACCUCUUCAACUGCGGCGAGGGCACGCAGCGGGCCAUGCAGGAGCACAAGCUGAAGAUCUCCCACCUGGACAGCAUCUUCCUCAGCCGGGUGGCCUGGGCCAACGUCGGAGGACUGCCGGGUAUGAUUCUCACAUUAAAGGCUAUGGGGCUUCAGAGAUGUGUUUUCCUGGGGCCACCAAAGCUGCAAAACUAUUUGAAAGCAAUCCGGCUCUUUCCGGGCCCCCUGAAGAGGAUGGAUUUAGCUGUGCAGUUGCACACAGAGCCUGAGUACAACGAUGAGACAAUGACAGUGCAGCAAAUACCUCUGACAGGAAAACCUCUAGCUGCUGAAAGUUCAUUGCCUCAGAGCCCUGGAGCAUCAUACCAAGGAGGCAAUAGUCCUAAAGGAGGCAAUAGUCCUAAAGGAGGGCCUGGAUCCCCAGGAGCUGCACAACAAAGCUUGGAGGAGGGCAAGGAGAAAGGCAGUCCAAAGAAAACAGGUGACCGACAGCCCUGUGCAAGACCCCAGCCUGAGCUGGUCAUGGCUUUCCUUUGCAAGAUCCACCCAAAGAAGGGAAAAUUCCUAGUAGCUAAAGCUCAGGAGAUGGGCCUGCCAGUGGGCACCCCAGCCAUCCUGCCCAUCAUCACAGCUGUCAAGAAUGGGGAGAGCAUCACCUUUGAAGGCAGAGAGCUCUCUCCUGAGGAGCUGUGCACCCCUGCUGACCCUGGCCCAGUGUUCCUCGUGCUGGAGUGUCCUCACCAGGGCUUCCUGGAUGCCAUCUGUGAGAAUGAGACCUUCCAAAGGUACCAGGAGGGGCAUCCUGAGAAGCAGGUGGCCUUGGUUAUCCACAUGACCCCAGAGGCAGUGCUGAGAGACAGCCGAUACCAGCAGUGGCUGCAGAGGUUUGGGCCUGGCACCCAGCACUUGGUGCUCAAUGAGAGCUCCUCUGCAGUGCACAACCCUCGCAGCUACAAGAUCCAGACUCAGCUGAACCUCAUCCACCCGGAGAUCUUCCCUCUGCUCACCACCUACAAGAGCAAGGAGGAGGAGGCAGUCUGCAGCGUGCCCCUCGUGCGAGGAGAGUGCCUCCUGAAGUACCACUUCAGGCCCCAGCAGGAGUGGCAGAGAGAUGCUGUGACUGUCUGUGACCAGGAGGCCUUUGUUAGCGAGGCCUUGGACCUCCCUGACUUCCAGAGCCGUGUGAAGGAGUGCAGAGAGAGCCUGCCUGCUCUGCCAGGGAAUGUGGAGACUUACCCUGAGAUUGUCUUCUUGGGAACAGGCUCGGCAAUUCCGAUGAAGAUCCGCAACGUCAGCGCCACGCUGGUGAACACCAGCCCUGCCCGCUCCCUGCUGCUGGACUGUGGAGAAGGAACCUUUGGGCAGCUGUGCCGGCACUAUGGGCAGGGAGUGGACCGAGUGCUGUGCAACCUGGCAGCGGUGUUCGUGUCCCACAUGCACACAGACCACCACUCGGGGCUGUUGAACAUCCUGCUGGAGAGGAGGAGAGCCUUUGCAGCCCUUGGUCAGCCGUUCAGCCCUCUGUUUCUGGUGGCCCCUGAGCAGAUCAUGCCUUGGCUGCAAGAGUACCACAACCACUGUGAAGAGAUCCUUGGAGACAUCAAAAUGAUUGCUUCCCAGUCUCUGGUGAAGGGCUGUGAGAACACCAAACCCAAAGCCAAGUGGUUUGUCAGCUCUCUGCUGGAAGGCUACGACUUGGCUGAGUUUCAGACCUGUGAAGUCCAGCACUGUAAAAAUGCUUUUGCAUGCUCCAUGGUGCACAAAUCUGGCUGGAAAGUUGUCUACUCUGGUGACACAAUGCCCUGCAUGGCCUUGGUGCAAAUGGGGAAGGAUGCGACACUGCUGAUCCAUGAGGCAACACUGGAGGAUGGCAUGGAAAAGGAGGCCAUAGAGAAGACACACAGCACCACCUCGCAGGCCAUCCAGAGUGGGCUGAAGAUGAAUGCAGAGUUCAUUAUGCUCAACCACUUCAGCCAGAGGUACGCCAAGAUCCCACUCUUCAGCGAGGACUUCAGCGAGAAGGUUGGCAUCGCCUUCGACCACAUGAGGGUGCGGUUUGGGGACUUUGCCACCAUCCCGAAGCUGAUCCCCCCCCUGAAGGCCUUGUUUGCAGAUGACAUCGUGGAGAUGGAGGAGCGGAAGGAGAAGCGGGAGCUGCGGCUGCUGAAGGAGACGGCGGUGCUCCUGGAGAGGCUGGCGGCUGGCAGCGACACCCAGCCCGCCUGCCACAAACGCAGGCAGCCCCAGGAGCAGCAGCCACUGCCCAGCAAGAAGCUGAAAACAGUCAACUGA
Molecule: messenger RNA, 2484 nt
Organism: Indicator indicator
Lineage: Eukaryota; Metazoa; Chordata; Aves; Piciformes; Indicatoridae
Gene: ELAC2
Product: elaC ribonuclease Z 2
Exons: 24
Coding region: 1-2484 (827 amino acids)
Biological process (GO): mitochondrial tRNA 3'-end processing
Cellular component (GO): mitochondrion
Molecular function (GO): 3'-tRNA processing endoribonuclease activity
Source: RefSeq, a predicted model, not a curated record